Molecule: messenger RNA, 4572 nt
Organism: Teleopsis dalmanni
Lineage: Eukaryota; Metazoa; Arthropoda; Insecta; Diptera; Diopsidae
Exons: 4
Coding region: 908-4552 (1214 amino acids)
Source: RefSeq, a predicted model, not a curated record
UUCAGGAACUCAAACUCUGGUAUUAGAUAUAUUGAAAGUGAAUAUUUCGUUGAAGUUAUACGCAGUGAAGUGCUCAGAAACACGUAUUCACCGUAUUCACACCGAAUCAAAUUAUUAUUACUUCCGCUGAGGAAGUAGUGCCUCAAAUUAUGCGCGAAAGUUUUUAAAGAUUGCAAACAAAUGUAAAACCCUAAACGAAAAUUAAAUUAAAAGGAAGAUCCUUGCAUAAAUUAUAAGGAUAACAGCGCUUAAAAGAAUCUACUAAAGUGGCAACACAGAGCGCUUGUUAAAUACUGUUGCGGUUAGAUAUUUUUUUUUUUUUUGUAUUUUGAGCGCGUUUUGUUAUUUAUUUUCAAUUUUUUAUUUCCGUUUAUUCCGCAGUGUAAAGAUUAAAGGAACUUAUGACAUUCAUUGCUGUCACAACGUGCCACCGUCUUUAAUGGCCGCCUAGGGAGCUUGAACAGUGAAGCAGCUUGAAAAUUGCGAAAAAAAUACGAAACAUAAAUAAAAAUAAAUAAAAAGUGAAAGAAAACAACAUAAAAAAUACAAAAGCGAAAUAACAAUAAAAAGUAGACACAAGAUUGUUUAUAGUACUUUAUAGUGAAAAGCUGGACUAGCUCACAGCCCACAGUGGUUCUGGACAUUAUGUGAAACAUAUGUGCGAAAAUCUCUACUUUCAACAAAAGUUCGUUCGCUCAUUUGGUAUGCGUAUGUGUCCACAUGCAAAAUUAAUUAAUUUAAAGUAAUAAAACUCUUGCACGCACAUCCUGAAAGGACGUCUUAACUUUAUUGCCGCGUAUUGCGUCCAUCGUUAACUUGGCCAUAACACGAUUGGCCGCUUGAAUGGCUGUCUGCCAUUAAUUCCUUUUAAUUUCAUUCUCUGUGUCAUUGUGUCGGGAAAUGGACAAUGUGUGACAACAACUGCACAUGGGUGUUUAAUCUCCUUGUAGUUACCUUAUUAAUCCAACAUGUCGUCCACGUUGCCCGCGCUGGCAACGAACAUAUUUCGGUGUCAUUAGUAAAGCGUGACAUUGUUGACGGCAUCGAAGAUGACAAUUUCGCUUCUGGCAAACAAAUUAAAACCAAUUUCGACAAUGAGGAUUUCGACAGCGAUAUCGAAUUCUCGGCUUAUGCUAAUGAUUUCAAUAUGCAAGAUGAAGCUUCGAUACCUGAGGACAUUUUAGAUCAGCAGCAUAUAAAGGACGAUGACGGUGCUAUUGAUGCAGAUAUGCAGUACUCUGAUUCGGAUGCAGUUGAUAUGAUUCUGAAUUCUCAAAGGAGUUACUCAACGAAAUUGCACUCCUACGAUGAUAGCACAACUCAGAACAAAAAGCAUGAUAAUUAUUACAGAAACCACUAUAAAAAAGAUUUCGACAAAAAGGAUAUUGACGACGACGUUGCUACCAUCAGCACGGAAUCCAAGUACGAUGGAAGCGUUGAGACAAAAAAAAUUAGGGGCUUGCAUGACUUAAAAAAUUCAUGGCUCCGAAAACAACAACAGGACCAGCAGUCUGAACAGAUGGACCAGAAGUUAAAAGAACAACAACAACAACAGCAACAGCAACAAAGACAACAAAAGCAGCAGCAGAUUGAAGCUAUUGAAAAAUUAAACGGACGGAAAUUUAAUAAAGCUUCACUGGAACAAAAUAAAAAAAAUUACUACAGUGACAGUAAUAACAACAACAGCAACAACAAUAACAACAAGAAGAAGAAUAACAAUGACAAUAACAAUAACAACAAAAACAACAACAACAAUUACUACAAUGACAAUGACAACAAGCACAAGAUUAAAGUCAAUAUUGAAGAUGACAUAAAAAUGGAUAAAAGUGCAAUUGGUGAUAUUGAAGAAAAUGUUCGUAAUGAAGAUGAAGCACUUUCCAAUGAAGAGCAACAUGAAAAUACCGAAACAGAAGUUGACAAAGACGAAUAUAUUGCAGAAGACACUACAGUUAAAGUGGCAACAACACAAGUAACAACAACAACAACAACAACUAGAAUGCCUGCAACUAAAGCAACUGCAACAUCAAAUGUUGGAAAUACCAAAAAGUUGACAAAUUUUAUAACGAGAAAGAAUAAAAGGCAUGGCAGUCCAAGAACUUUCAAUAGUGGCGACAGGACACCAAGGAACUACGAAGACAUGCACUACGGCCAUCAACGGUACACAAGCAAGGAAGAUAGCACUAACGAAAAUAAUGACGAAAUAUUAAGAGAAAAGUACAGGGCUCAAGUGCAUGCAACGUCAGAGGAACCGAAAGUUCAAACCGAUUACUCAAUAAGCUAUUUUGGAAUUUUAACGAAUGACACAAACGUUUUCGAUUUUAGCAAAGAUGGCAGAAGAUUUAAUAAACAACCCGAAACUAGGAAUGACGAAGGACACAAACAGUUUGAUGAACUCGAACCAGGAAGGAGCAUUUUAGGGGAAUCAGCAACAGUUCCACCAGCAACAUCAGCCAUGAGAACACAGUCCGCGUUUGAACAACACAAAGCACAACGGCGCAAUAAUAGACGCAAUGGACAUAAAAGUCAUAAGAAGAAAUACAAGGAUUAUCUGAGAUACGCUGUGACAAUGUCUCCGACAGCAACAGUAUCAGAAAUCAGAACAACGGCAUCAGCAAUACAUACGAAUAACAAUAUUGCAGAUGCUAUUGACGAUAAAACUGCAACGGCAGCAGAUACAAUGCCAACGGUAAACGCAGUAAUAGUGAAAUUUAUAAACAACACUAAACACAAUAACCAGCAGCAAUCAGCAGCACAACUAAACGAAAAGCAUAAAAAUUAUUCAAAGAAAAUUGAAGCGGAAAAAUUACGUGGAUUACCAGCAUCACCAGUGUUUGUAGUAAAUUCCAAUCGAAAUAAAGUUACUGGAAAUGAACGUGCCAGCAAGCCAUUUUAUGAGGGCCAAAUAAACUAUUAUGUCGAAACGAAAGAUGACGACGAUGAAGCUGCGGCUCAAACUGAAGUUGACAAUAAAUACAAGAUAAAUGGAAAACACGCAGACAAUGAGGAGCAAAGACAACUUAAAAACAUGGACAACAACAGUGACAAUUGGUAUAGACGCACCAAUCCCGUACUCCGCAAUGGUAUCAAAACAACGUAUGCCGAACAAAAACAAUCAACAGAUUUCGAACAACAAGAACAACACAAAAAUCACCACCGACUGCAUCAUCAUCAUCAACAUCAUCGCAAUCAUCACAAGCAUCAUCAACACAGCAAAGCACAUCAAUCAGCACAAGCAAAUCCCUAUCAACGUAAACUGCUGCCAACAGCAAAAAAGUCCAGUUACAAUCAUCAAAGCUCAUCCUCCACGAAAGUAACACAAACUCCAAUACCACCGCCCGCUUACAAGCAGCACACCGGUGCCAUGCAAGAAUUGGGUCAUCAAAUCACUGAAAUGGAAGAGUUUGAACGUUACUAUGCUAAGUGGCCGCACUUGGCACGCGUACAAUUUCAAGUUUAUGAUGAACACUACCGUGAAAUGCAUCCCGACUUAUAUCCCGAAUAUGAUUAUGAGAGUGCAGCAGAGUUAGAGGAAGCACAAAACAGUAAAAGCGAGGAUGCUGACUUGCCGCCAUACAUUAAGAAAUACAAUCGACGUAAUAAACAGUUGCUUAACCUACUCGAGGGCACAUUGCCACCAACUACACGACUCUCACCUAUGUUCACUUGGUCCAACUCAAAGCUGCAGCCAGGGCCACAUGACAGCAGCAGUACUGGUGCUGUUGUAGUUCGCAUUGAUGAUGAUUACAUGAAAGAGAAACGUAGAAGAUAUCAUAAUCAUAUGCAUAACAACAACAAGCAACAAAAGGAUUUAUUUUCACAGCAACGCAAUGAAGCGCCACAAAUAUUAAGCACCACUGAAUCAAAUGCCAUAGUACUUGGUCAGCAAAAUAAAAUUCCGGUAGAAAAUCAUUUACCCGAGGAGGAUAUUACCAUUUUACAGGAGCACAACGAUGACAUUUGGCAAAAGGAAAUCGAAACUAAAUCAAAUGGUAACGAAAUGACAGGAAGCGAGCAAAUGACUUGGCAAAUUGAAAAAUUAACAACUACAUUGCCACCUACAACAACAACACUGAAGGCAGCCAUUUUCAAAUUGCCAUCAUAUCCCGCAAUCCUUGGAAGCUUCAUAAGCAAGCCACGCAGUCGUAGCGCACAAUUUGCGCCAAGCACCGGUAGUAGAGGAAAUAGCAUCAUCAAUAGCAGUGGAUACAGCUUUGACAGUGGUAACUACAAAGCCAAGUCACGCUACACUCCGCUCGAGGAUAGUAAUGCAAAUGUGGUAACCAGCACAUCGGCACCUGCCGUUGCUGUUGCUGGUGCUGAAGCUGAGGCUGGUGCAAGCGAUGGUAUUGCCACAACUACCACAAAAGCUAUUAACUCGUUUGUUUAUCAUCGCGUGGUCGAUGCUUCGCCGCGCUUAGUUGGUGCAGGCUCAACUGGUCGCAAACAACGUUUACCAUUCGUUGCCAUCACUGAUCGACGUUUGGAAACGUCGAAAAAAUCGUUAUUGGAACGUCAAAAAGACUUUGAACAGAACUACUUUCCGAUGCCUUAAAUUCAAAUAACUUUACACGG